UUUUGAUUCUGAGUCAUAUGUUCUGUUAAGGAUGCUAUUCUUCUGAGUUAAGGAGGUAAUUUCAAAAAGAAUGGGUGAAAUUGGUUGUAACAUUAAAGAUAGCAGUUGCUUAUGCUGGAAGAAUGAUACUUAGUUCUGUCUAGUGCCCACUAACAACUGUUCUACGAAAAAGCUAGAAAAUAAUGACAUGAUAUGGAAUGGAGAUGUCUAAUAACUUAAACAAAACAGUAAAAGCAAAGGUUUCAUUCUAACAAGAUAACGAGAGGGAAGAACAUCUUAAGCUGGGCAUAUUCGAGCUCAGUGGGCAUCCUAUUGUCCGCCAGACAAACAUUUAGAACUGUUUAACUGAGUACUUUAUAACUGUAUCAAAGUUAAGUUCUGACAAACUAUUACAUUACUCUGGUACUAAUCUUCUACGUUGAUUGUGCAUCAACCAUACUUUUGAACAGAUUAGAUACUGACGUGUGAAACCACGUCUAUAAAUCCACAAAUUGAUUAAACCCACACCAAACACACAAUUGAAGUGAUCUAUAACCAGUGUUACUUGAAUUCCUCUCUCCCCCUCAUGGCUUCCACAUCCAACAUUGGAAUAGAUGAGCGAGAUAGGGAACUAUACAAAGCACUAAUUGAUGAAGACAAGGAAAGGGUGCUUAAACUUUGCAAGCAAUUUGAAGAAGGUCCAUUUCAUGUGGUAACCAUACACAACGACACUGUCCUCCACGUGGCCACAUACUCUAAGCAAGCUCACUUAGUUCUUCAAUUGCUUGAAACGGUUUCCGAUGAUCAACUUGACAAGUUGACCUUUCAAAACAAAAUUGGGAACACCAUCCUUCACGAGGCUUCCACUUCAGACGGUUUAGUCGAGGCUGCCAAGAAAAUGCUAAUCAAGGCACCCGGUUUGUUGUAUAAGCGCAACCAAUAUGAUGUAACGCCACUUUAUCGAUCUGUUUGCUAUGGCAAGAUUGAGAUGUUCAAGUUUCUGCAUAACGAAAUUCAAAAACGAAAGCACAUAAUUGGGGGGGAUGUAGAAGCGGAUAGCGAGGACCACUUUCAGCAGAAGAAUAAGACCACUAUACUUCACACCGCUGUUGUCAUAGAGAGUUUUGAUCUAGCCCUUUUGAUUGCAAAGAAGUAUGAAUACCUAAUCAAUAAAAAAGACAAAGAUGAGAUGACUGCUCUUCAACUUCUUGCAUGCAAUUCAUCGGCUUUCGAAAGCAAGGGUGGAGGAUGGGCUAAGCGUCUCAUCUGCUCUAAAGUUGCAGGCUACUGGGGAGUGCCUUUGAGGCAAGAAAAAUGGAAGCAGAACCAAAGAUACGAAUCGGCCUUGACGCUUGCCAAGUUCUUAAUAAAGAAAGAUACAUCAUGGAUAGCUACCAAAGCCGUGGAAGAUUGGAAUCAGACUAAGUACCACACAUAUGGAGGAGUUGAUCCCUCCUCCUUCUCCCCUGAGCAGAAGAUAAAGAACAAUCAGAAACAAGCAACAACACCAUUGUUUUUGGCGACUAAGUUUGGUUGUGUGGAGAUUGUUAAAGAAAUACUCUCAGAGUACCCCUGGGCAGUUGAAUACAUUGAUCACGAUGGGUGUACUAUUCUUCAUAGAGCAAUAAAGUACCGUGAAAUGCAAAUAUUAGAAAUUGUGGCGCAAAUGGGGGUUCCGAUGCGGAGGCUGGUGCGAAAGGUUGACCGAUAUAACAACACCAUUCUACAUAUGGAUGGAGAAAAAACAGAUGAUCCUGUGGUUCCUGUGGUGCAAAGUCCUGCUUUCCAAUUGCAAGACAACUUGCUCUUGUUUGAGCGUGUGAGGGAAAUAUGCCCUGACUAUUUACUAAACACAAUCAACAUGGACAAGAAGACUGCUCAACAGCUAUUUGAUGCGGAAAAUCAAGAUCUUCGUGAAAAGGCCAAAGAAUGGCUUAAGCGUACGGCAGAAAACAGCUCCCUUGUCGCCAUUCUCAUUGCCACUGUGGCCUUUGCCGCAGCCUACACAAUACCGGGAGGGCCCAACCAAAGCACUGGUCUCCCAAUCCUCCUCAACCAACCUUUCUUUGUUGUUUUUACCAUGACCGAUGUCCUUUCCCUAACAUUUGCUUUGACAUCAGUGAUCAUAUUCCUUCGAAUCCUCACAUCCCCGUUUCGCUUAAAUGACUUCAAGCAGUCUCUUCCACAAAUCCUUAUGCUAGGUUUAACUUUUCCGAUCUUAUCGGUAUCUAUGAUGAUGUUUGCGUUUGCCGCAACUGUAAUCCUUAUGAUACGUCACAGGGGACAGUGGACAAAAGUUGCCUUGUACACUGCGUCAUUCCUCCCAGUCACCAUCUUCGCACUGUCGUACUUGCCUCUUUAUUUGUCCCUCAUGAAAACCGUCAAUUACUCACUCAAGAAAGUGGUCAUGAUCUUUCCCCGUUGCACUGGUGCUUCUGUUCUAUCUUGUGCCAAAUCAUUCUUACCCAAGAGGUCCAGGCCAAAUCAAAUUGAAACUCCUCUUUCCACUUGCCCUCCCAAAUCUCAAGCCUGCCCUAAUCUAGUUGAAAUUGUCUAGUUCUGAGAUUGUUAGAGAUUUCUCUUUUCUGAACUCCCCACUUAUGAAGAUAUAGUAUAAAGAUUGUAACUUAUUAGAAUAGCAGGAAUGAUGGUGUGCUUCAAUUUGAAAAAGCUCCUCCACUGUUUUGUUAUAAUGGACUUUGGUUUUGGGUUAAUAUAGCAAAAA
Rhododendron vialii is the source of this 2704-nucleotide messenger RNA. RefSeq lists its product as uncharacterized. The transcript has 4 exons. Gene Ontology annotation, molecular function: protein binding. The coding region runs from base 566 to 2536 and encodes 656 amino acids. The record is from RefSeq and is a predicted model, not a curated record. NCBI's taxonomy places the organism in Eukaryota, Viridiplantae, Streptophyta, Magnoliopsida, Ericales, Ericaceae.